Messenger RNA from Mustela erminea (ermine), 1560 nucleotides. RefSeq names its product TIFA inhibitor (gene TIFAB). Gene Ontology annotation, molecular function: protein binding. The coding region runs from base 323 to 1057 and encodes 244 amino acids. The transcript has 3 exons. NCBI's taxonomy places the organism in Eukaryota, Metazoa, Chordata, Mammalia, Carnivora, Mustelidae. The record is from RefSeq and is a predicted model, not a curated record. Gene Ontology annotation, biological process: canonical NF-kappaB signal transduction.
UACCAGCACUGAACUCAGCUCUCUAGGUCCCCAGGGAUGGGCCACAGACACAGGCAGCACAGAAACCCAGUGGGGAACCCCACUUCUCAGGGGCCUCUGCUGGCAAGGAUCCCAGGCUGGAGUUUCUCAACCUCUCAGCGCUGGGGUUGCACUUCUACAAUGGGAAAUUACGCUCCCACUUUCUUUCCUAAAGGGAAAAGGGAAGAAAGCGGUGACAUGGAGGGAUGACGUGAUGCAUCACAGCCCGGCAGCAGAGCUGUAACUGCCAGCCCCAGACCCAACCCGGCUCAGCCCCACAUGCUCCUGAGAGCUCACAGCUGCAAUGUCAGACUUCGAGGGGCCCCUGGCAGUAAGGAUCCCUGUGCCAUGGGAUCAGGUCCUGGAAGGGAACUCUUUUGAGUUUCUGGCCAGGCCUGAGGAUUUGGGUACCCAUUUCGGCUGUCCUGGGCCCAGCUUACCUUCCGAACAUCAGGAGGAGGUUUCCUGCAGCCUCCCGUCCAUGGAGAGAGCCCUCACGGUCCUGCAUGUGAGCCUGUACCAUCCCAAGCAGGACCCGGCCACCUUUGCCAAGGUCCCACCACAGCUGCAGCACGGUACCAGCCCGCUGCUGGUGGGGCGGGCCCCGGACGCCCACCUCCAGCUACAGCUCCCCUGCCUCUCCCGCCGACACCUGUCCCUGGAGCCCUACCGGGAGAAGGGCAGCGCUCUGCUGACCUUCUGCCUGAAGGCCCUGAGCCGCAGGGGCUGUGUGUGUGUUAACGGGUUGACUUUGAGGUUCCUGGAGCAGCUUCCUCUGAGCCCAGUCAAUAGGGUCGCCUUCUCCGGCAUCCAGAUGGUGGUCCGCAUAGAAGGGGGCACCUCGCUGGAGGGCUUUGUCUGCUGCUUCCAUCUCAGCCCCUCACCCCUGAUUCACAGGCCGCAGGCUGAGGAGACCGACGAAUGGGAGAGCACCUUCCAGGGGCAGCCUCCCCGAGGUUCUGGGCCAGGGGCUCCAGGUCACCAGGGGCUUCUCCAUGGCCCUUCCCUGCCUAGCCCUGGAGGAGGAGCAGAAACAUAGCUCCAGAAGGAGAUCUCAGAUAGCGGGUUGUGCUAGCCCCACCGGCUGCCCAGAGCAAGCCUCGCCCCUAUGAGGACUUGAACUCUUGCAGCGACACCAGACGGAGGUUGCCCAGCAAGACCUGCUGGCUAACAAUGAACUGAUUCUGCGAACAUGCAUAGCCUGGGGUGGGGGUUGCGGGGGGCGGGGGUGCACGGCACAUCCUCCGUGGUUACAGCUCUGUAAGGUAAUGGGAGCUUCCUAUACUUUUAGAGGCCCUGAGGGGUUCGGAGAGCCUCUCUCAAGCCUUUCCCCACCUUUCCCUCCUCUUGUCUGCCUAGGAGUUACUUUAUGUUGCUAAUUUCGUGUGUUGCUUAAGAGCUAGAGUUUGAGGUUGCGCCAGGAAUGCAUGGACACAUGUAACAAUUACGUUUGUGGUAGCUCGGGGUUACCUUGGGCUUUCGAAUACUCACAGGCACUCGGGGCUUAGGGAAGCCUGUGUUUAAUAAACUGCAAGUAUUUCA